GAAAAGUGCAGCGGACCCACAAAACCGGUGCGGUGUGUUUAAUUCCCCAUCUUGUGCCACAACGCGGCGUGUGUCUGUAUGUUUGUGUGUGUGCUCUUGUCUUUGAGUGGUUCUCUUUUUAGGUGAAACACGCUUCUACCCGUCACAACUAUCCAUCCGUUGGGUAGCGCAGAUGGGCGCUGAAGCUCUCCGCUCUUCGCAUUUUCCCUUCCCUAUUUUUUUAGUGACCGUGCUCUCUUCUUUUUAGUUCUCCACCACAGAUCUUCCCUAUCUGUACGGAGCGGUCCUCUCCGCCACAAUACACUUCUCCAACUCCCGCCGCUCCACCUCGAGCUGGUUCAUUUUACCUCUCUUUCCUGGCGUCGUUGCGGUUCGUUUGACGGGUCUGUCGUCGCGUGCUGUGUGCGGCGUUCGAUCUAUACCCCUACCCUCAAAAAGGAGACAGCUUCUCCACAAGAACCUUUUUCUGCUGCUGUUGUCGCAUAGAUGGCGUGGGAGAUGCGUACCUCGGUGCUGCGCCUCCCGCGCUUCAGCCUGCGCUUUGCCGGAAGUGGUAAGAUAGAGGACAUGCGUGCCUUCAUGCAAGCCCUCUACGUGUACUGGUACAACAAAGGCUUCUGGGGGGCCACCGUUGCCUCGGCGGUAGACUUCCUCAACACCCUCGUCCUCUUCGUCGUGGCGGUCACGUUCACCAUGCGCUUUGACUGGGUGACCGCGCUGACCUGCGCGGAGGCGGAGUGUGCGACGCAUCACCUCAUCAGCGGGCUGCACGCACCGUACCUUUUUCACACUACGGUGUGGGGCCACAUUUGGGGUUUUGUGUUUCUGAGCGCCACGUGCGGCGCCUGCGCGUACGAGCUGACCCACUUCGUGGAGACGUACUACCUGCAGAGCGAGAUUGAGGAGGUGGCACGCGAGGCCGGCAUCGAUACCGGCUUCCUUACCCCGCUGCACCGCUGGCGCUAUCACUGGCAGCGCGGGUUGAACGGCCGCGACGGGCACGAGUCUAUUGGACUGCGCGUUGGUAACAGCAUCGCCCUCAGCACUGCUGGGUGGGGCGAUUUUCUCGAGGCGAUUUGCGCCGCGGUGGGCCGCAGCGGCAGCGUGAAGUUCGGCGCCCCGGGCGAGCCCCUCGACCCCCUGCGUGCCGUGCAGGCUCUCAUGCAGCUCGAGAACUACCUCAUUGCUUUCCACGAGGGCGACGCGUUUCGAGGCACGGCGCUGCGCUACGUCAGCUCGAGCGUCUUGACAAUGCUGCUGGCCUCCAUGUUCGACGCCUUCCGCACCGUGGAGAGCCGGCACAAGGCGAUGUGGGCGGUGCGCUCCACCAUGGUGCUCUACGCCGUCCUCUACGGGGCCGGCUAUCCCUUCUUCUGCCUCUAUGCCGUGCUGAAGGUGCUGGUGAAGAACGCAGCGCAGGUGAAGGUGAAUUACUGGGCUCUGUCGCAGCGGACGUGGACAUCGGCGGCGGCGUGGCGCUUCCGGCUGUACAACGAGGUGGAACACCUGCACGCCAGUCGCCUCCGCGCCGGGGCCGAAGUGGCGGAGUCGAUGGUGGCCCGGCUGCGCAUCUCGAACAGCGUGUCUCGCCUGGUGCGGCGGGUGUGCGGCACCUGUGUGCUCGUCACGGCGCUUCUGACCUUCCUCAACCCCGGCCUGCUCAUCGGCGGCUUCAUUGGGGGGCUGACGCUGGUGUGGUGGCUGACGCUGACCCUCACGCUGUACGCCUGCGUACCGGAGGUCGACCCGCGCGAGCGCGAGUACGCGUACGCGGCCGACUUGGAGAAGCUCGUUAGCCACCUGCACUUCGACACCCGGGAGUGGUUCGAGUCUGCGGAUAUUUUCUAUGAGCACCUCACCAAGCACUUUUUCAAGAACCGCUUGCAAACCGUUCUGACCAGCCUGAUAGAGAAUUUGGCACUGCCGGCUUUGCUGCUGUACGCCCUGUACGAUGGCAGCGUGGAGGCGCUGGUCGAGUUCGUCGUGCAGCACUCCACCACCGUCGACGGCAUCGGCUCCAUCGCGGUGGGCUCCGACUGGACCUCCUCCUCCCUCACCGGGUCCACCGAGGGCGGCGAGGAGGGGGAGCGCGAGCUGAGCGACACGGACGGCGCGACGCGAUCCGCACACGGCAAGGAUUCUGCGUCCUCCGCCACGCUGCUGGGGGCGGCGACGGCCCCGACCGGCACGGCGCACAGUCGUGCGCGGAAGGUGCAGCAGUCCGUCGCCAGCUUCGCGGCCGUCUACUCGGGGUGGAAUCUGCGUCACAUCGACGGAACGACCGGUGAAGCCCCCCUCGCCACCAACGUGCACGACGCGUCUCUUCAGCUUUUCCUGCGCGACUUGAGCCAGCGCGUGUGCGAGUCGAGCAAGGGAGGGGCGGCGGAAAAUCUUUCGGCGUCGGCGAAUUCUUUUAUGCCACCCGUUUCUGCCCGGACGGAGCCCAGCCGCGCAGGUCCUCGCGAGACGGCCGUCGAGGAGGCGAACAACGACGAGGGAGGGACGGCAGGGGGCGUGCUGCCGUUUACAGCUGGCAGCACCACCGCCCACGAGCGGGAGCAGCUCUUUGUGUCACAGGUGCUCUCCCCUCACUACCGCAGCACCCGCGGCUCCCACACCGGCCAGCGUCACCGUGACACCAUCACCAACAGCAGCAACUACGGAACAGGGAGGGAUGAAGUGGCGUAG
This is a messenger RNA of Leptomonas pyrrhocoris, 2688 nucleotides long. RefSeq lists its product as hypothetical. Gene Ontology annotation, cellular component: phagophore assembly site; autophagosome. The record is from RefSeq and is a predicted model, not a curated record. NCBI's taxonomy places the organism in Eukaryota, Euglenozoa, Kinetoplastea, Trypanosomatida, Trypanosomatidae. Gene Ontology annotation, biological process: protein localization to phagophore assembly site; autophagy of mitochondrion. The transcript has a single exon. The coding region runs from base 487 to 2688 and encodes 733 amino acids.